This is a messenger RNA of Trifolium pratense (red clover), 4189 nucleotides long. RefSeq names its product cellulose synthase-like protein D5. Bases 373 to 3909 code for a protein of 1178 amino acids. Gene Ontology annotation, cellular component: trans-Golgi network; plasma membrane. Gene Ontology annotation, biological process: plant-type primary cell wall biogenesis; cellulose biosynthetic process. The record is from RefSeq and is a predicted model, not a curated record. Gene Ontology annotation, molecular function: cellulose synthase (UDP-forming) activity; mannan synthase activity. The transcript is spliced from 3 exons. NCBI's taxonomy places the organism in Eukaryota, Viridiplantae, Streptophyta, Magnoliopsida, Fabales, Fabaceae.
CACACAUGAAUGUCAUUGGACCGUUUCAGUUCAAAAAGUGGAUACUCCUUUAGUUGACCACUCUCAAAACAAAACCGUUUCUCAUAUUAGAAAGCAAAAAGCAAAAAACGAAAGCAUAUCCAAGUUCCAGUCAGAUCAACGGUCCAGAUCUAUCGACCGUUAUUACAUUUAAAUCCCAACGCAACCCCUUUUUCUUUCCAAUUCAAAUUAAUUCGACCGUUUGUUCAAAUUUCCAAAACCUUACUACUACUUCAUCAAACUCUUUCCUCAUUCACUUCACUUUCACUUUCCUUAUGAAACACUGAAACAAUCUCCUCUAUUAGAUCUCACUUUCCUUUCUCAUUCUUUUUUUCUUUACUAAGUCCAAAAAACAUGGUUAACACAUCUUCUUCUUCUCCGGUUAAAAUAACCGUCUCCUCCGGCGCAAAAACCGGAGGAGGAAAUCGAAGAAGCAUCGGUCUAACAAGUCCAAUUCCACGUCCUUCUGUUUCUAACAACAACCCUAACCCUAAUUCCCCUCUCAGUAACAUUUCAAACAGACUUUCCAGCAGCGGCGGCGCUAUUCGAAGAUUAUCCGGUGGUGGAACUGGAGGUAACUAUUCUUCCAUGUCCAAAGAUGAUGUAACAGAAGAAACAACCUCAGAAUAUGUUUCUUACACUGUUCAUAUUCCUCCAACACCAGAUCGAAUGCCGCUUUCAUCUUCUCAAACAAGCCUUCCUGAAGAAAAUACCAAAAUCAACACCAACAAGAGCUACAUCUCAGGUACAAUUUUCACUGGAGGUUUUAAUUCAGUUACACGAGGACAUGUUAUGGAAUGUUCGAAUGAUCGUGAUGAUUUACCGUUGAAAUCUAAAUUGAUCUGUGCAAUGAAAGGCUGUGAUGAGGAAGCGAUCAAGGGUUGUACAUGUGAGUGUGGUUUCAAGAUUUGUAGGGAUUGUUACAAAGAGAUUUGUGGAAAUGGUGGAGGUGGUAAAUGUCCUGGUUGUAAAGAAUCUUACAAUGUUAAUAGUGAUGGUGAAGAGGAGGAAGAAGAGGUUUCUGAGUGUGAAGAUCAAGCUUUACCGUUACCGUCGAUGGCGGAAUUCAAGAUGGAUAAGAGACUUUCUGUUGUGAAGUCUUUUAAAGCUCAGAAUCAUCCACCUGAUUUUGAUCAUACUCGUUGGUUAUUUGAAACUAAAGGAACUUAUGGUUAUGGAAAUGCUGUUUGGCCUAAAGAUGGUUUUGGUUCUAAUGGUUAUGAACCCCCUCCUGAUUUUGGAAGGAAAAGUAGAAGACCUUUGACAAGAAAAGUUGGGGUUUCUGCUGCAAUUCUCAGUCCUUAUAGGUUGCUUAUUCUGCUGCGUCUAGCUGCACUUGGUAUGUUUCUUACAUGGAGGGUUCGACACCGGAACCAUGAGGCAAUGUGGUUGUGGGGAAUGUCAGUAACUUGUGAGCUAUGGUUUGCAUUUUCAUGGAUUCUUGAUCAGCUGCCAAAGUUGUGUCCUGUCAACAGAGUUACUGAUUUGUCUGUUUUGAAAGAAAGGUUUGAGUCGCCGCAUCUGCGGAACCCGAAAGGAAGGUCUGAUCUACCUGGAAUAGAUAUCUUUGUUUCAACUGCAGAUCCAGAAAAGGAGCCUCCUCUUGUAACUGCAAACACCAUUUUGUCAAUUCUUGCAGUUGAUUAUCCAGUGGAAAAAGUUGCUUGUUAUUUGUCUGAUGAUGGUGGAGCUCUUUUGACAUUUGAAGCUCUUGCUGAGACUGCUAGUUUUGCAAGAGUGUGGGUUCCUUUCUGUAGAAAACACAAAAUUGAGCCAAGAAAUCCUGAAGCAUAUUUCGGUCAGAAGCGCGAUUUUCUCAAGAACAAGGUUCGGUUGGACUUUGUUAGGGAGAGAAGAAGGGUGAAGAGAGAGUAUGAUGAAUUCAAAGUGAGGAUUAAUUCCUUACCUGAAUCUAUAAGGAGAAGAUCAGAUGCUUACAAUGCUCAUGAGGAGUUACGAGCCAAGAAGAAACAGAUGGAAACCGGUGCUGAUAUAUCUGAACUCCUUAAGGUUCCUAAAGCAACUUGGAUGUCUGAUGGUUCUCACUGGCCUGGAACUUGGUCUUCAGCAGAACCUGACCACUCUAGAGGUGACCAUGCUGGUAUUAUUCAGGCACUGUUGGCUCCACCGAAUGUAGAACCAGAAUAUGGUUCAGAAGCUGAUGGGGAGAAUUUGAUUGACACAACAGAUGUCGAUGUUAGGUUGCCAAUGCUUGUUUAUGUAUCACGUGAGAAGAGACCAGGAUAUGAUCACAACAAGAAAGCGGGCGCCAUGAAUGCUCUUGUUCGAACUAGUGCCAUAAUGUCUAAUGGACCAUUCAUUCUCAAUCUUGACUGUGAUCAUUAUGUCUACAACUCCUUGGCCUUAAGGGAAGGUAUGUGCUUUAUGCUUGACAGAGGAGGUGACCGGAUAUGUUAUGUUCAAUUCCCUCAAAGGUUUGAAGGUAUUGACCCGAGUGAUCGAUAUGCAAAUCACAACACAGUGUUCUUUGAUGUGAGCAUGAGAGCUCUUGAUGGUUUACAAGGUCCAAUGUAUGUUGGAACUGGCUGCAUUUUCAGAAGAACAGCUCUUUAUGGUUUUAGUCCUCCUAGAGCUUCUGAACAUCAUGGAUGGUUUGGUAGGAGGAAAAUUAAGUUGUUUCUGAGAAAACCAAAGGUGUCAAAAAAGGAAGAAGAUGAAGUUUGUGUGCCAAUAAAUUGCGAUCACAACGACGACGAUGCAGAUAUUGAGUCCUUGCUUCUUCCCAAAAGGUUUGGGAACUCUACUACUCUAGCUGAAUCCAUUCCAGUUGCGGAAUACCAGGGAAGGUUGCUUCAAGAUUCAAAUGGAAAUGUAACACAAGGAAGGCCUCCUGGUUCUCUCACCAAACCUCGUGAAACUUUAGAUGCUGCCACCGUUGCCGAGGCAAUCAGUGUCAUAUCUUGUUACUAUGAGGAUAGAACUGAGUGGGGGAAACGAGUCGGGUGGAUAUAUGGUUCAGUUACAGAAGAUGUUGUGACCGGUUACAGAAUGCACAAUAGAGGAUGGAGAUCAGUGUACUGUGUUACCAAAAGAGAUGCUUUUAGAGGAACAGCUCCAAUCAAUUUAACAGACAGGCUACACCAGGUGCUUCGUUGGGCGACAGGGUCGGUCGAAAUCUUCUUCUCAAGGAACAACGCUUUAUUGGCAAGUCCUAGAAUGAAAUUUUUGCAAAGGGUAGCAUAUUUCAAUGUUGGAAUGUACCCUUUCACUUCAAUGUUUCUGAUUGUGUAUUGCUUUCUACCUGCAUUGUCCUUAUUCUCAGGACAGUUUAUAGUCCAAUCUCUCAGUGUAACCUUUCUAGUGUUCUUGCUUGCAAUCACAGUCACACUAUGCAUGCUUGCACUACUUGAGAUCAAGUGGUCAGGUAUCACUUUACAUGAUUGGUGGAGAAAUGAACAGUUUUGGUUAAUCGGCGGAACAAGUGCACAUCCUGCAGCUGUUUUACAAGGCUUGUUGAAGGUAAUAGCAGGAGUUGAUAUCUCAUUCACACUUACAUCAAAGUCAGCUACACCAGAAGAUGGAGAAGAUGAAUUUGCUGAUCUUUAUGUGGUGAAAUGGAGCUUUCUAAUGGUUCCACCAAUCACAAUCAUGAUGGUGAAUACUAUUGCUAUUGCUGUUGGAGUAGCUAGGACUUUAUAUAGUCCAUUUCCACAAUGGAGUAGACUAGUUGGAGGGUUGUUUUUCAGCUUCUGGGUGUUAUGUCAUCUUUACCCUUUUGCAAAAGGACUUAUGGGAAGAAGAGGAAAGGUUCCAACCAUUAUCUAUGUUUGGUCUGGAUUACUCUCAAUCAUUAUUUCAAUGCUUUGGGUUUAUAUUAACCCUCCUGCUGGUGGAAGACCACAAGAUUACUCUCAAUUUCGGUUUCCUUAGUUUGAAGAAAGUGAAGUUUCUCUACUUCAUGUUGCAUCUGUAUUUGUCUAUCUUGUAAUAUUGUGGCCAUAUUUUACCUUGUUCUUUUGAUUGUUUGUGACACUCUCAUAUAUAUUAGAGAGAUAGAGAAAAAUAGGAAUAUGCAAACUUGGUGCUGUAGUUAGUUUUAUCAGUAUUGUUUUUUUGUUGACGACAGUAGUAAGUCACAUUCUAUUGUUAAUAUCUCAAAUGACUGAGAUAUUUCACUUUCACCUUUUAGUCUAAAGAUGCAUUAAUUCUA